AUGAGUGCUGCUUUCGCAAGGAGGGCUGCCUUCUCAGUGAGUGCUGCCUUUGCAGGGAGUGCUGCCUUCGCAAGGAGUGGUGCCUUCGCAAGGAGUGCUGCCUUCGCAGGGAGUGCUGCAUCUGCAAGGAGUGCUGCCUUCGUAAGAUGUGCUGCCUUCGCAAGGAGUGUUGCCUUCGCAAGGAGUGCUGCCUUCGCUAGGAGUGCUGCCUUCGCAACGAGGGCUGCCUUUGUAGGGAGUGCUGUCUCCGCACGGGGUUUUGCCUUCGCCAGGAGUGCUGCCUUUGCAAGGAGUGCUGCCUUCGCAACGAGAAAUGCCUUCGCAAGGAGUGCUGCCUUCGCGAGGAGUGCUGCCUUCGCAAUGAGGGCUGCCUUUGCAGGGAGUGCUGCCUUUGCACAAAGUGCUGCCUCCGCAAGGAGUGCUGCCUUUGCAUGGUCUGUUGCCUUCGCAAGGAGUGCUGCCUUUGCAAGGAGUGCUGCCUUCGCAAGGAGUGCUGCCUUCGCUAGAAGUGCUGCCUUCGCUAGGAGUGCAGCCUUCGCAAGGAGUGCUGCCUACGCAGGGAGUGCUGCCUACGCAGGGAGUGCUGCCUUCGCAAGGAGAAAUGCCUUCGCAAGGAGUGCUGCCUUCGCGAGGAGUGCUGCCUUCGCAAUGAGGGCUGCCUUUGCAGGGAGUGCUGCCUUUGCACAAAGUGCUGCCUCCGCAAGGAGUGCUGCCUUUGCAUGGUCUGUUGCCUUCGCAAGGAGUGCUGCCUUUGCAAGGAGUGCUGCCUUCGCAAGGAGUGCUGCCUUCGCUAGAAGUGCUGCCUUCGCUAGGAGUGCAGCCUUCGCAAGGAGUGCUGCCUACGCAGGGAGUGCUGCCUACGCAGGGAGUGCUGCCUUCGCAAGGAGAGCUGCCUUUGCAAGGAGUGCUGCCUUCAGUGCUGCCUUCGCAAGGAGUGCAGCCUUCACAAGGAGUGCAGCCUUCACAAGGAGUGCUGCCUCCGCAAGGAGUGCUGCCUUUGCAUGGACUGUUGCCUUCGCAAGGAGUGCUGCCUUUGCAAGGAGUGCUGCCUUUGCAAGGAGUGCUGCCUUUGCAAGGAGUGCUGCCUUCGCUAGGAGUGCUGCCUUCGCUAGGAGUGCUGCCUUCGCUAGGAGUGCUGCCUUCGCGGGGAGUGCUGCCUACGCAGGAGUGCUGCCUUUGCACAUAGUGCUGCCUCCGCAAGGAGUGCUCCCUUUGCAUGAACUGUUGCCUUCGCAAGGAGUGCUGCCUUCGCAAGGAGUGCUGCCUUUGCAAGGAGUGUUGCCUUCGCUAGGAGUGCUGCCUUCGCUAGGAGUGCUGCCUUCGCAGGGAGUGCUGCCUACGCAGGGAGUGCAGCCUUCGCAAGGAGAGCUGCCUUCGCAAGGAAAGCUGCUCUUCCAAGGAGUGCUGCCUUCCAAGGAGUGCUGCCUUCGCUAG
This is a messenger RNA of Schistocerca cancellata (South American locust), 1434 nucleotides long. RefSeq names its product ice-structuring glycoprotein-like. The record is from RefSeq and is a predicted model, not a curated record. The transcript has 3 exons. Lineage: Eukaryota; Metazoa; Arthropoda; Insecta; Orthoptera; Acrididae. The coding region runs from base 1 to 1434 and encodes 477 amino acids.